GCCACAUCCUGUGAUCUCGUUGGUAGUUUGGUGGUGUUGCCGGUCAGGAGGCGUCAUGGCGGUGUUUUGUGCUGUCAAGCUCUGUGCUCUGCUGUCACUGGCCGCUGCUGUAUACGAGGACCAAGUGGGCAAGUUUGAUUGGCGGCAACAGUAUGUGGGCAGGCUGAAGUUUGCUGCCUUAGAGUCAGGACUGGGAGCCAAAAAACUGAUUGCAGUAACCGAAAAGAAUAUCAUUGCCGCUUUGAACUCUAGGACAGGAGAUCUCUUGUGGCGUCAUGUCGAUAAGGACACUGCUGAAGGGUCAGUCGAUGGUUUGUUAAUGCUUGGGCAGGAUGCUAUUACGAUUUCUGGGGGAGGUCAUCUAUUGCGUUCAUGGGAAACAAACAUUGGAGGUCUAAACUGGGAGGCUGUUUUAGAGCCUGGCAGUUUUCAGACAUUUGGUUUUGGAGGCAGUCAGGAUGUGGCACGUUUUGUGGUUGUGUUGAAGAGUUCAGUGGUAUCUCUUCACUUCCUCUCAAAUGGGCACCAGAAAUGGUCUGAACCUCUCCCAGACAGUGAUACUGUGCAAUACCAGCUGGUUUAUUCUCCAUGGAAGGCGUUGGUCCAUGUGGUUGGAAUUGUACCUCAGAGUCACAUCCGCGUCAUAACUUUCAAUGUGGAAGAUGGAUCCAUCAUCCGACAGGUUCAAGUCUCCACUCCUUGGCUGCACACACUACAUGGCUCGUGUGGUGUAAUUAAAGAUGCUGUUUUGGUUUGCGGUGAUGUGGAAAGUGGCUCUCUCCACAGCCUUUCUUUACUGAAUGGAGAGGAGACAACGCAACAUUUCCUGCAGUCUCUAGGUGGUGUGGAACUGACUGAGAUCACACAGAUGAGUGUUAUAACCACAUCUCACAGGUCUGUCAAUACAAUACUGCCCCAGUUCUUCCUUCAAAUCUCCUCUCACCGCUUCCUACUGAUGCAGUAUCUUGAUGGUACGCUGACCUCACUGCUUCACUUGUCCCAGACUGUUCUUGUCACGUUUGCUUCCACGGGAGAUAAGACGGUGGCUGCUAUUAUGCAAUACAAGAUUAAUGCGAGCCAGAAAUCUGGGGCCACAACAAAUGAAUCUGAGAACCCAACACCACAGUCUUGUGCUCAGGAACCGUGGUCGUUUCCUGGUCAGAGCUAUAGUAUUAACCUGUUAUUGCCAGAGAGCGGACGGCGGCUGUUAGACACUAGUCUGAGCUAUACACUGGAGCAGAGCUGUGUGCGACCUGAUGAUCUUUUCCUCCAGCUAUUUCUGAAGAAGGAUGACUCAGUCGGAUAUCGGGCUUUGGUGCAAACUGAGGACAACCAGCUCCUGUUCUUUCAGCAGCCAGGGAAGCUGAUAUGGCAGCGAGAAGAGUCACUGGCUGAGGUGGUUACCAUGGAAAUGGUCGAUUUACCACUAACUGGAGCCCAGGCUGAACUGGAAGGGGAGUUUGGCAAGAAAGCAGAUGGAUUGCUAGGAAUGGUCCUGAAACGUUUAUCGUCACAGUUCAUUUUGCUGCAGUCUUGGAGCGCUCACCUUUGGAAGAUGUUCUGUGAUGCUCGCAAACCACGCAGCCAAAUUCGUAACGAGAUAAACAUUGACAACUUAGCCAGAGAUGAUUUUAAUUUGCAGAAGAUGAUGGUCAUGGUAACAUCUUCUGGAAAGCUGUUUGGAAUAGAGAGCAGCUCGGGAAGUAUCCUCUGGAAGUUUUACUUGCAAGGUGUGAACAGAGGAGCUUCAUUCAAACUACUGGUUCAGAGAACAACCGCGCACUUCCCACAUCCUCCACAGUGCACCCUGCUGGUUAAGGAUAAGGGGACUGGAAUGAGCUCUCUUUACGUUUUCAACCCUAUAUUUGGAAAACUAAGCCAGCUGACUCCCCCACCUCUGCAUCGCCCCAUUCUUCAGUCCCUGAUUCUCCCAAUAAUGGACAAUGACUAUGCCAAGGUGUUACUACUGCUGGAUGAUCAGCACAAGGUCCUUACUUUUCCAGCCACAAAAUAUGUUUUGCAGCAAUUACAGGAAUUGGCACCCACUAUCUUCUUCUAUCUGGUAGAUGCUGAAAAAGGCAAAUUGACUGGACUCCGACUGCAUAAGGACCUAACCACAGAAGAGAUCUGGGAUCUUGUGCUCCCUCCUGAUAUUCAGAGGAUGACUGUUGUGGAAGGAAAACGCUCAAAUGAACAUGUGCACUCACAAGGGCGUGUUAUGGGUGACAGGAGUGUCCUCUAUAAGUACCUAAACCCCAACUUACUGGCAAUUGUGACAGAGAGCACGGACACGCACCCUGAACGCUGCUUCAUAGGCAUCUAUCUAAUUGAUGGAGUCACCGGACGCAUCAUUCACUCCUCUGUACAAAGAAAAGCCCGGGGACCUGUUGAGAUUGUCCACUCUGAAAACUGGGUGGUGUAUCAGUAUUGGAACAGCAAGUCUCGCCGGAACGAACUCUCUGUCUUGGAGCUUUAUGAAGGAACUGAGCAGUAUAACAGCACAAGUUUCAGCUCCCUGGACAGGCCUCAUCUUCCUCAUGUCCUGCAACAAUCUUAUAUCUUUCCCUCUGCCAUCCGCUCUAUGCAGGCAACAAUUACUGAGCGUGGUAUCACCAGUCGUCACAUCCUUAUUGGACUUCCUUCUGGUGCCAUCCUCUCCCUUCCUAAAGCAUUACUGGACCCUCGGCGCCCGGAAAUACCCACAGAAUACACGAGGGAAGAGAAUUUAAUCCCUUACACUCCAGACAUUCAGAUUCAUGCUGAGCGCUUUAUAAAUUACAACCAGACUGUUUCCCGAAUGCGAGGAAUUUACACCGCUCCCUCUGGUCUUGAGUCUACGUGUUUGGUUGUUGCUUAUGGACUGGAUAUUUACCAGACACGAGUUUACCCUUCUAAACAAUUUGAUGUGUUAAAGGAUGAUUAUGAUUAUAUUCUUAUCAGCAGUGUACUGAUAGGCCUGGUUUUUGCCACAAUGAUCACAAAGCGGCUGGCCCAGGUUAAACUCCUGAACAGGGCCUGGCGUUAACCUGAAGCUAUGACGAGAGAACAUUUCUAUUCUUGAAUAACGGACCUGAUGAGCAGAGAGUUAUUAACUAUUUAUUUCAUUUCAUCCAGAAGAAAAGUGUCUGCAAAAUGGAAUGUUUUUUUGGGAAAACACUGAUUUAACUUGAAGUUCUAAGACACCACCCUGUUGCUGCUUUACCUCUAGUGAUGUAUGUGAUGCCGUGUAUGAGUUAGGGAACCUGGUCUUUAAGUCGGAUGAAUGAAAUGUCUGGUUAUCACUUAUGAGAUAUGGCCUUUUGUGUUUUUAUAUAUUACUUUGUUGCACUAACCAUUCUGCUGUCAUAGAUGACUGCAACAUAUUGCAAAACAUCACUCUGCGGCCCUUUUUGUCAGUCAAUAGGAAAUACGCUCAACGCAAAUGUGCUGUAUUCAUACAUUUCCCUCUAUCAUCUUCUGUGCUUGGAAUUAUUUUGGUUUGGUAUUCUGUUUUCCGUUGUUGGAUAAAAAAUAUUUUAAACAGGUUUUGCAUUUUUAAUUAUUAGAACUGCAAUAGGGUAAAUUAAAAAACAAACGUGAAAUUAGUGCAUAUUUAUUUAGUGUGUGCAAACCUGAAAUAAAUUAAUGCUGAGCAUGCUAAAGGACAGGCGCACGUCUCUCUGUGCCAGUAAAAUGUUUAUUAAAAAAAAAGAGCAAAGCAUUGUUUUUCUAGAUUACCACUAUUUAGAUCGUCGGACUUUGAACCAAGACAUCCAAUCACAUUUGCCUUUAUGAUCUAUGCUAACUUGUCCUACUGGUCAACUUCAUCCUAUAGGAAGUUGGUGUCUUGUGAGACAAAUGACCUGAAGUAUUUGAUUAUACUUAAAGGAACAUGAGCUUUUUGUAUGUUUUUUUAUCUUUCACAUUAAAGGGACACAAUCGUGCAAAAAUAAAAUGCUCUUGAAUUUAUUAUUGUACAUACAGUACAUGUGCAGCUAACUAUUCCAUGCUAAGGCGUUAAAAGGGUAUGGAACCCAAAAAUAUUCUUUCAUGAUUCAGAUAAGGCACUGGUUUUACAACCUGCACUCAGCCCCCCCCCCCCAUUACAGGCCAGAUUUUCAGGAUUACCUUGGGUGAGAGCUGUUAAAACGAUGUUUAUUAAUCAGCUGAUUAUUUCACCUAUGCUCUAGUUCAGAUAGUCUCAAAAUCUGACCUGUUAGAGAGGCCUGAGAACAGGUUUGAAAAGCAGUGAGAGAGAACAUAUCAUUUUAAACAACUUUCCAAUUAACUUCUGUUUUUGGCUCUUUGUAUCCCUUGUUGAACAACAUACCUAGGUAGGCUCAGGAGCUGAGAACUAGCUGCUAAUUGGUGGUUGCACAUGCAUACCUCUUAUCAUUGGCUUUCUGAUGUGUUCAGCUAGCUCCCAGUAGCGCAUGCAAUAAAGGAUACCAAGGGAAUGAAGCAAAAUUAAUAAUAAUAAGAAGUAAAUUGAAAUUGUAUGUUCUUUCUGAAUCAUGAAAUAAAUAUUUUGGAUUUCAUGUCCCUUUUUAAUCUUGUGCACAGGGGAUGCUUCACACCGAGUCCUGAACAGGACACAGCAGGUGAUUGGCCGCUUUGUACAUAUGCUACUUCUGAUUAGCUUACCAGCCAUGUUCUGUUUAUGAAGGGCAAUGCAUUGCAGCUGUAUUGCAGACUUUAAGUAGAAAACCCCUUAGCUGGGCAUUUUAUUUUUGCAGUAAAAUUUCCCUUUAACCCUAUGUGUAACCAAUGAACAUGUGGUAGACUGUGUCCCUGUUAUUUAAUGAUGUACAGGUUACAGGAUACAGAAAAUAUACCUCUCUGUAUUUGAUUUGUACACAAAGGAUAAAAUAGACUCCCCAUCUUGGAAUUUUUCUGUAAACGAGAUGGGGAGGUGUUGCACAGAUUAUGGGUUAAUUUUAUAUGUGAUGCAUGACUGGUAAAGGUGGCUGUAAACCGGCCUGUAAUAUGUGUGUGCACAACACUGUAUGUGUGUAGAUUAGUAUAAAAAUAAACCCCGAAGAUUGUUAUAGACUAAAACUGACCACCACAUAUUCAAAUCUGGAAUGAAAGGAACUUUUUAUGUAAUUAUACAAUAAAAUAAAUAUAUAAAAAACUGCCAAUUAUGUGACUGAAUCACUCUUGUGUGGAAUACAAUAUUAAUUAUAUUCUAAGAGGAAAAUAAAAGUGAUGUGUUAAAGGGACAUGAAACUCAAAUUUCUUCUUUCAUGAUUCAGAUAGAGAACACAAUUUUAAACAACUUUUCAAUUUACUUCUAUUAUAAUUUGCUUCAUUCUCUUGGUAUCCUUUGUUGGAGGAGCAGCAAUGCACUACUAGGAGCUAUCUGAAGAUAUUGGUCAGCCCAUUACCAUAGGCACAUACAGUUUGUGCAGCAACCUAUCAGCAGCUCCUUAGUCUACCUAGGUAUCAUUUUCACCAAAGAAUAUCAAGAGAACACAACAAAUUAGAUAAUAGAAGUAAAUUAGAAAUUUGUUUAAAACCACAUACUCUAUCUGAAUCAAGAAAGAAAGAAAAAUGGGUUUCAUGUCCCUUUAACUUGAAUUCAUCACUUCCUUUGCAAAACAUAAAUAAAAAAUAAAAUGAUUAAAUUAUGCUUUUGCAAAAAUAAAGACAUUAUUGUAAAAUAAAAUUCCGAUUUACUUAUGUUGUGUCUCGGGUUUCAUGAACUUUAUCAUAGGUUGAAUCAUCUGAGCAGUGCAAUCCUAAAACUGUUGACUGCUGAUUUUCUGUACGGACCAAGCAGUCUGGAUCAAAGCGUAGGAUUAAUCACGAAAAUUUGUACAUUUAGAAAUUUGAUUUAAUGCUGAAUAACAAUAUAUUGCAAAAGAAGAAUUACGAAGAUUUCUAGCAGGGAUAUGGUUAAAAUAUGAGAUGCUUCUUAGAAUAAAAAUGUUCUUUAUCAAGGUUACAAAAAUAAAAAAUAUUUAUAAAA
Messenger RNA from Bombina bombina (fire-bellied toad), 5950 nucleotides. RefSeq names its product ER membrane protein complex subunit 1 (gene EMC1). Gene Ontology annotation, cellular component: EMC complex. Lineage: Eukaryota; Metazoa; Chordata; Amphibia; Anura; Bombinatoridae. Gene Ontology annotation, biological process: protein folding in endoplasmic reticulum. Gene Ontology annotation, molecular function: protein binding. The record is from RefSeq and is a predicted model, not a curated record. The coding region runs from base 56 to 3025 and encodes 989 amino acids. The transcript is spliced from 23 exons.